Molecule: messenger RNA, 1500 nt
Organism: Eubalaena glacialis (North Atlantic right whale)
Lineage: Eukaryota; Metazoa; Chordata; Mammalia; Artiodactyla; Balaenidae
Gene: PLAG1
Product: PLAG1 zinc finger
Exons: 2
Coding region: 1-1500 (499 amino acids)
Source: RefSeq, a predicted model, not a curated record
AUGGCCACUGUCAUUCCUGGUGAUUUGUCAGAAGUAAGAGAUACCCAGAAAGUCCCUUCAGGGAAACGUAAGCGUGGUGAAACCAAACCAAGAAAAAACUUUCCUUGCCAACUGUGUGACAAGGCCUUUAACAGUGUUGAGAAAUUAAAGGUCCACUCCUACUCUCACACAGGAGAGAGGCCCUACAAGUGCAUACAACAAGACUGCACGAAAGCCUUUGUUUCUAAGUACAAAUUACAAAGGCACAUGGCCACGCACUCUCCCGAGAAAACCCACAAGUGUAAUUACUGUGAGAAGAUGUUUCACCGGAAGGACCACCUGAAGAAUCACCUGCACACACACGACCCCAACAAAGAGACGUUCACGUGCGAGGAGUGCGGCAAGAACUACAACACCAAGCUCGGCUUCAAGCGGCACCUGGCCUUGCACGCGGCCACGAGCGGCGACCUCACGUGCAAGGUCUGCCUGCAGACGUUCGAGAGCACGGGCGUGCUGCUGGAGCACCUGAAGUCCCACGCGGGCAAGUCGUCGGGGGGCGUGAAGGAGAAGAAGCACCCGUGCGAGCACUGCGACCGCCGCUUCUACACGCGCAAGGACGUGCGCAGACACAUGGUGGUGCACACGGGAAGGAAGGACUUCCUCUGCCAGUACUGCGCGCAGAGGUUCGGGCGCAAGGACCACCUGACGCGGCACAUGAAGAAGAGUCACAACCAGGAACUCCGGAAGGUCAAGACGGAGCCCGUGGACUUCCUGGAUCCCUUUACCUGCAACGUCUCCGUGCCCAUCAAGGACGAGCUCCUCCCGGUGAUGUCCUUGCCUUCCAGCGAACUGUUGUCGAAGCCGUUCACAAACACGCUGCAGCUGAACCUCUACAACACUCCUUUCCAGUCAAUGCAGAGCUCGGGGUCUGCCCACCAGAUGAUCACAACUCUGCCCUUGGGCAUGACGUGCCCGAUAGACAUGGAUGCUGUCCACCCCUCUCACCACCUUUCUUUCAAAUACCCGUUCAGUUCUACCUCAUACGCGAUUUCCAUCCCCGAAAAGGAACAGCCGCUGAAGGGGGAGAUCGAGAGCUACCUGAUGGAACUGCAAGGCAGCGUGCCCCCCUCUUCCCAGGACUCUCAAGCAUCGUCGUCUAAACUAGCGUUGGAGCCGCAGAUCGGGUCCCUGGAUGACGGCACAGGGGACCUCUCCCUGUCCAAAAGCUCGAUUUCCAUCAGCGAGCCCCUGAACACAGCAGCAUUGGACUUUUCUCAGCUGUUUAAUUUCAUACCAUUAAGCGGUCCCCCCUAUAACCCCAUAUCGGUGGGGAGCCUUGGGGUGAGCUCUCCCCAGGAGGAGGCACAUUCUUCUGUGGCUCAGCUCCCGCCACAAACCCAGGAUCUUCCGGAUCCUGCCAGCACCAUAGGUCUGGGCUCUCUGCACUCACUGUCAGCAGCCUUCACCAGUAGUUUAAGCACAAGUACAACGCUGCCGCGUUUCCAUCAAGCUUUCCAGUAG